AUGUCCCUCCCCUUCUCUCUAUCAACUUCUACUCCAAAAAGAAAGACGUUUUUGGUUUCCUCCCCGACUUCAACCACAUCCUCUAAAUGGACGACGUCGUCGAAGACUCACGCUCUCCUGCCGCCUUUCAGGAUAACUCGCUCUCUGAAUUUGACUCGUGGGGGAAGUAGGUCUUUGGUUGUUUGUAUGGCUCCCGAAGAGGAGAGAAUGACUCGCCGUUCUCCCCUUGAUUUUCCUAUUGUAUUUAUUUCUCUCGGAUUUAAUGAACUAAAAAAAUUGCCAAAUGGUUUUAGAAGUGGCUUUGCCUUUGAAUUAUACGAUGCCGCGGAGACUGUUGUAGUCACAGGUGAUGAUUCUACUUCAUUUCUGGAUUUAGCAGCAGAAAGUGGUUUUAAAAGUACUGAUUUUACCUCAGAUUGCUCCACUUUGGCAACUUUUCCUUCAGAUUUAGUUGCUUUUACUUGA
Messenger RNA from Fraxinus pennsylvanica, 465 nucleotides. The record is from the annotation of a GenBank genome assembly. NCBI's taxonomy places the organism in Eukaryota, Viridiplantae, Streptophyta, Magnoliopsida, Lamiales, Oleaceae.